Messenger RNA from Magnolia sinica, 3756 nucleotides. Its product is annotated as valine--tRNA ligase, mitochondrial 1. The record is from RefSeq and is a predicted model, not a curated record. Gene Ontology annotation, cellular component: cytosol; cytoplasm. The transcript is spliced from 21 exons. Bases 167 to 3316 code for a protein of 1049 amino acids. Gene Ontology annotation, biological process: valyl-tRNA aminoacylation. Gene Ontology annotation, molecular function: ATP binding; valine-tRNA ligase activity; aminoacyl-tRNA deacylase activity. Lineage: Eukaryota; Viridiplantae; Streptophyta; Magnoliopsida; Magnoliales; Magnoliaceae.
GUUACUUUUUUCUUCUCUACGCAACACCAAACGGCGUUCUUCUUCUUCUUUCCUGCCAGCCUGAUUUCUCCGAUUGAAGAAGAAGAAGCCUCGGACUCUCUCUCGAAUCGGGUCGAGCUUUAUCUCACAGUCCAUCUGAAGUUUCAUCUUGCUUCUGGGUCCCACCAUGGCUCCGCAAGAGGAAGAUUUGGAAAGGAAGAAGAAGAAGGAGGAAAAGGCAAGAGAAAAAGAGCUGAAAAAGCUGAAGGCUGCACAAAAAGCAGAAGCGGCCAAGAGUCAGGAACAAAAACCGUCUAAUGCAUCAAAGAAGAGCGAACGGAAAAACCAGAAGAAAGAUGCUGGGGAAGAGAACCCAGAGGAUUAUAUUGACCCAAUGACUCCUGCUGGCGAGAAGAAACAUCUUUCUUCUCAAAUGGCAAAGCAAUAUAGUCCAAGUGCUGUAGAGAAAGCGUGGUAUGAAUGGUGGGAGAAAUCAGGUUUCUUUGUUGCUGAUGCUAACAGUUCCAAACCCCCAUUUGUGAUUGUUCUUCCACCUCCAAAUGUGACCGGAGCGCUACAUAUAGGUCAUGGACUUACUGCUGCGAUACAGGAUACAAUUAUUCGUUGGCGGAGGAUGUCCGGUUACAAUACUCUGUGGGUUCCGGGCAUGGACCAUGCUGGAAUAGCAACCCAGGUUGUUGUUGAGAAGAAGAUUAUGCGUGAAAGUAAAUUAACUAGGCAUGACAUUGGCCGUGAGAAGUUUGUGUCGGAAGUUUGGAAAUGGAAAGAUGAAUAUGGAGGUACCAUUCUAAAACAGGAACGUCGGCUGGGUGCCUCUCUUGAUUGGUCUCGUGAGUGCUUCACAAUGGACGCGAAGAGAUCAAUGGCUGUAACUGAGGCUUUUGUAAGGCUUUACAGGGAGGGUCUUAUUUAUAGGGAUCACCGGCUGGUGAAUUGGGAUUGUGUCUUGCGGACAGCUAUUUCUGAUAUUGAGGUAGACUACAAGGACAUCAAAGAACGGACUCUGUUAAAGGUUCCUGGGUAUGAAAAUCCAGUGGAGUUUGGUGUUUUGACAUCCUUCGCGUAUCCGCUAGACGAAGGGUUGGGCGAGAUAGUCGUUGCCACCACCAGAGUGGAAACAAUGCUGGGUGAUACUGCGAUUGCUGUCCAUCCUGAAGACAAGAGGUACAGUCAUUUGCAUGGAAAAUUCGCUGUUCAUCCAUUCAAUGGGAGGAAACUUCCCAUAAUUUGUGACGCGAAACUUGUUGAUCCAGAAUUUGGGACUGGUGCCGUUAAGAUUACUCCAGCUCAUGAUCCCAAUGAUUUCGAAGUUGGAAAGCGCCAUGAUCUGGAAUUCAUUAACAUCUUCUCUGAUGAUGGGAAGAUAAAUAGCAAUGGCGGCUCGGAGUUUCAAGGAAUGCCGCGGUUUAAAGCUCGUGUGGUCCUGAUUGAAGCCUUGAAAAACAAGGGACUUUAUAAAGGUUCUCAAAAUAACGAGAUGCGCCUUGGCACUUGUUCGAGAAGCAAUGAUGUUGUGGAACCAAUGAUAAAGCCACAAUGGUUUGUUAAUUGCAAUGGCAUGGCAAAGGAAGCUCUUGAUGCUGUCAUGGAUGAUACUAAUAAGAGGAUUGAGAUCAUUCCGAAACAAGAUGCAUUUGAGUGGAAGAGAUGGUUGGAGAAUAUUCGUGACUGGUGCAUCUCGAGGCAACUUUGGUGGGGACACCGCAUUCCAGCAUGGUAUGUGGUGCUAGAAGAUGAUCAGCUUAAAGAAUUUGGUGCAUACAAUGACCAUUGGGUGGUUGGAAGAAACGAGGAAGAAGCUCUUUUGGAGGCAAAUAAGAUUUUCGCUGGGAAGAAAUUUCAGAUAGCUCAAGAUCCAGAUGUAUUAGACACAUGGUUUUCUUCUGGCCUCUUUCCAUUGACUGUGCUUGGCUGGCCAGAUGAUACGGCGGAUUUUGGAGCAUUUUAUCCAACCUCAGUUCUUGAAACUGGACAUGACAUUCUCUUCUUUUGGGUUGCUCGGAUGGUGAUGCUGGGGAUGAAGCUGGGAGGUGAUGUGCCCUUUAGAAAGGUUUACUUACACCCUAUGAUUCGUGAUGCACAUGGUCGUAAAAUGUCAAAGUCCUUGGGCAAUGUUGUUGAUCCACUUGAAGUAAUAAAUGGGAUAUCCUUGGAAGGUCUCCACAAACGAUUGCAAGAGGGUAACUUGGAUCAAAAUGAGUUGCUCGUUGCAAAAGAAGGGCAGGUGAAAGAUUUCCCGAACGGAAUUGCUGAAUGUGGUGCAGAUGCUCUUCGUUUUGCUCUUGUUUCGUACACAGCUCAGUCAGAUAAGAUAAACUUGGAUAUUCAAAGGGUUGUUGGGUACCGGCAAUGGUGCAAUAAAUUGUGGAAUGCGAUACGCUUUGCUAUGAGCAAACUGGGAGAUGAUUAUGUCCCUCCUUCAAAGCUAGCGGUGGAGUCUAUGCCAUUCAGUUGCAAGUGGAUACUGUCAGUUUUAAACAGAGCCAUAUCCAAAACAGUUUCAUCUCUUGAAUCUUACGAGUUCUCAGAUGCAGCUACUGCAGUAUAUUCAUGGUGGCAAUUCCAAUUAUGUGAUGUAUUUAUAGAAGCAAUCAAGCCUUACUUUUCUUCUAACCUAAACUUUGAGUCUUCAAGGAGUGCCGCAAGAGACACUCUUUGGGUUUGUUUGGACAAUGGAUUGCGUUUGCUCCAUCCUUUUAUGCCAUUUGUUACUGAAGAACUAUGGCAGCGGCUUCCUCGAGCAGCAGGGAGCAGCAGCAUGAAAGAAUCAAUAAUGAUAUCUGAGUACCCAUCAGUUGUAGAGGAAUGGAUAAAUGAAAGAAUUGAGUAUGAGAUGGAUCUGGUGGAAUCUGCAGUGAAAUCACUUAGAUCUCUCCGCUCAUUGUUGCCUCCAAAUGAAAGGCAUGAAAGACGGCCAGCUUUUGUGCUUUGCCGGACUGCAGCAGUUGCUGACAUCAUCAGAAACCAAGAAUUGGAGAUUUCAACUCUUGCUUCCUUAUCAUCUUUAAAGCUUCUAACUGAGAAUGAUGCAGCUCCAGCUGGGUGUGCUGUUUGCAUUGUAAAUGAACACCUUUCAGUUUACCUGCAACUACAAGGAACACUCAAUGUGGAAGCUGAGCGGGAAAAGCUCAGGAAAAAGAGAGAGGAGAUACAAAAGCAACAGGACACCUUAAUGCAGAAGAUGAGUUCUUCUGGAUACAAGGAGAAAGUUCCAAGCCACAUCCAAGAGGAGAAUGUUUCAAAGUUGAAUAAGCUGAUGCAAGAACUCGCCAUUAUUGAUGAGGCAGACGGGACUUUGGAUCGAGCCGUCAAUUGAGUGAAUUGAAAGAGAUUUUACCACCAGCUGCGACAGGUGGUAGAAAGGAGAGAAUCUUGGUUACCAUUGAAAUUCCAGCUGAAAUUUUGGUUUUGAGUAAGUACUGGAAUAUAUGAUUGCAGUGCUGAUAGUUUCACAGUAAAAUAUCAUAUCUAGGGGGCCCAAUAUUUGGGUGGUGCGGAUUUGAGGUACCUGCCACAUCUAAAGUAGGGCAUCUCUGCUACUUCCUAGCCACAGUGCAUACAGCUGGGCCAUGUCAAACCUGCCUUGAAUUUAUUCAGAAAUUGGGUAGAAUAAUAUAAUAUUAAAUCCAUUUGAAUUCCUUGUCUCAAAAGACAGUUUUACCCUGUAAUCAAUCUAUAAUUAUAACAUUUGAAUUGAGGUUCAUGUGUAAAGACGAGUCAGAAUAUUUAGCCAUAAAAAUACACUGUUUGGUUAAA